Suillus subaureus is the source of this 168-nucleotide messenger RNA. RefSeq lists its product as uncharacterized. The annotation marks the transcript as partial. NCBI's taxonomy places the organism in Eukaryota, Fungi, Basidiomycota, Agaricomycetes, Boletales, Suillaceae. The record is from RefSeq and is a predicted model, not a curated record. The transcript has a single exon.
GUUGCAUGGGGAGAUGAUGAGCACCACCAGGAGACAUCUGAGUAUAUUAUGAAUGUAUACAGAUUUCUGGAUUGUGUUGGGAUAUUAGAUGGGACACUCAUUUGGCUAAUACAGAUGCCUGAUGAGAAUGGCUUCAGUUUCAUAUGUCACCAAAAUUUUUCUGCAGUA